AUGAAUGAAGUGGGAGCGAUUUCUGUGGAGCAAUGUCAGUGCAAAAAAGGUUUUCGAAAGCUUGGUGAAAACCGUUGCGCCUCUCUUGUCUGCGAGAAACUCAGCGCCCCGACCAGCGGAUAUUUUGUAAAUGACAAAUGCAACAACAAUUUCAACGCUGCCUGCGGUACACGCUGCCAACCUGGUUACGACCUGCAAGGAGAUAGCGUUAGGAUUUGUCAAGAAGAUGGAAAAUGGUCAGGAAAUGUCACUCAGUGCGUCAUGAAAACAUGUCCGUUUCUGCCAACACCAAAGAAUGGGAACAGGAUCUGCAGCCGAGGGGACUUUAGUUAUUCAACCGUAUGUCGUUUUACAUGUGACAAAGGGUAUAAGCUGAUUGGUUCGAGAAAGAGGACAUGUUUAGCCAUCGCCUAUUGGUCAGGAAUUACAACCAGAUGCAGAGAAAUCACCUGCCAACAUCUGAAGGAACUAACAUUUGGCACAGUGUCUCCAGAAGUAUGCACAGGGGGUGGGGAGGUGCCGUUUGGAACCACUUGCAAGAUGACAUGUAAUAAUGGUUACACUUUGGAUGGGCCACACACAAAACAAUGCACACCCGAUGGAAUAUGGUCGCCGGUCGACAAGGGAGAAGUCAGCCGUUGUAUUGAUACUCGUCCACCCCUGAUUUUAUGUCCAGCAAAAAUUGAGGUUGAGACAGAUAAGGAUAUGAACAGCGCUAAUGUGACGUGGAUCCCGCCGUUUGCCAUUGAUAACUCUGGACUUGUACCCACUCUGACCGCUAUACCGGCAGUGAAACCACCAACGCGUUUUUCGAUUGGAGUGUCCGAAGUGACCUACAUAGCAGAAGACGCUAAUAAAAAUAAACAAGAGUGCAAGUUUAAUAUUGUUGUCAAGGAUACCCAGCCUCCGCGAGUGGAUAGGUGUCCUAGGCAGUUGACGGUAGUCAGCGAAGAACUCCUGACGAACGUCACAUGGACCGAGCCACUUUUCAGCGAUAAUUCGAACCAGCCACUCCGCAUCACGAAAACGCACGAACCAAACAGCCUGUUCCGACAGGGAGUCACCAAUGUCACGUACACGGCAUUCGACCAAUCGGACAACGCCACUAGCUGUUUGUCUAUCUAUCUAUCUAUCUAUCUAUCUAUCUAUCUAUCUAUCUCAGUCUGUUUAAAUCUAUCUAUCUAUCUAUCUAUCUAUCUCAGUCUGUUUAAAUCUAUCUAUCUAUCUAUCUAUCUAUCUAUCUAUCUAUCUAUCUAUCUAUCUAUCUAUCUAUUUCAGUCUCUGUUUGUUUAUCUAUCUAUCUAUCUAUCUAUCUAUCUAUCUAUCUAUCUAUCUAUCUCAGUCUUUUUUAAUUUAUUUAUCUAUCUAUCUAUCUAUCUAUCUAUCUAUCUAUCUAUCUCAGUCUGUUUAAAUCUAUCUAUCUAUCUAUCUAUCUAUCUAUCUAUUUCACUAGCUAGCUGUUUGUUUAUCUAUCUAUCUAUCUAUCUAUCUAUCUAUCUAUCUAUCUAUCUCAGUCUUUUUAAAUUUAUCUAUCUAUCUUAG
This is a messenger RNA of Acanthosepion pharaonis, 1542 nucleotides long. The record is from the annotation of a GenBank genome assembly. Lineage: Eukaryota; Metazoa; Mollusca; Cephalopoda; Sepiida; Sepiidae.